UUAACCCGGGUUGUGUAUUCUUCCUACGCUGAAGCUGUGCUAGUGUAAACAGGGGGUCAGUAGCAUGUAGGCUAAUGUGCGCAGUGGCUCUGGUUGGAGGCUCGGUAUCAGGAGCUGUGCUCUCCCCCUGUCCGCUCACUCUCCCGGCACUUCAGCACUUUUCCCUCAGAGAAGCAGCGAGGAGCUGUGCAGGAAGAGUAGGGUUGCUCGGGCAGGCCUGCAGUCAGCGCUGAGUGUUCAGUAUGAGGAGGCAGAGAGCGGAGUGGAGCGGCUGUGUGCUCAGCCUGCUGCUGGUAGCGGCGCUCUGCCAGGCGCAGCACUUCCUCCUACAGAACACUGCGUCCCAGUUUCUCAUGCGGCACCGGCGAGCAAACACAGUGUUUGAAGAGAGCAGGAAGGGCAAUUUGGAGCGAGAGUGCAUUGAAGAGCUGUGCAGUAAGGAGGAGGCAAGGGAGAUCUUCGAGAACAUCCCUGAGACGGAAUACUUCUACCCAAAAUAUACAGAGUGUUUGGUGUACUAUCGCGUCAACAGCUACAAUCCGAACAACGCAGAUUCUGGAAUUCCUCAGGACCUCCGCACCUGUGUUCAAGAGAUCAAUGACCAGUGCUUGCCGCUGCCGUGCUCUAAGGAGGGAUACGAGCGCUGUGUUGAUGGUCAGGGUACCUAUACUUGUGUGUGCAAACCUGGCUGGAAAGGGCUUCACUGUGAGGAGGAUAUUGAUGAGUGUAAGGACCCAGAUUUCCUUGCUGGUUGUAAGCAGGGGUGCCAGAACACACUCGGGAGCUUCCAGUGCUUUUGUUAUAGUGGUUACUACCAGCAUGACGUGAUCCACUGUAUAGAUAUUAAUGAGUGUAGGCUUCACCCCAGCCAAUGCAAAGAGCCGUCCAGAUGUAUCAACAGUCCAGGCUCAUACAUGUGCCAGUGCCCUACGGGAUACGUGUACAACUCUACGUAUCAUGAGUGCCAGGAUGUGGACGAAUGUGAGCAGGACAGAUGUAAGGGCUUGUGUGUAAACACAGUGGGCAGCUACACUUGUCACUGUGAUGGACGAGAGAGGUUGAAGCUGGCGGAUGACGGGCACUCCUGUGAGCAAAUCCCUGAAUGUCUUGGGCUCUACAACCACAAGUACGGGGAGAUACUCUACCUGGGAGAGCAGUUCACAGGCCAGCCUAUGAUCUACCUGCACUUUCGAUUUCCAGAGAACAGAAACAACAGGUUUGCUGCUGAGUUUGACUUCCGGACGUUCGAUCCGGAGGGUGUAAUCUUGUACGCUGAAUCAUUGGAGAACUCGUGGUUCAUGCUUGGUUUGAGGAGUGGACGCAUUGAGGUUCAGUUCAAGAACCAACACUCUGUUAAAGUCACCAGUGGAGGAAAAGCCAUCAACGAUGGCCAGUGGCACGUGAUAUCAGUAGAGGAGCUGGAGAACAGCAUCAGUGUGAAGAUCAGUAAGGAGGCAGUGAUGAGUAUUAAUAACCCUGGCAACCUAUUCAUGCCUGUCAACGGCAAACUGGAGGCCAAAGUUUACAUCGCUGGCUUUCCCAAUCGCACCAACAGCGUCAUUAAACAAAUCAACCCCAGAUUAGAUGGAUGCAUCCGUGGCUGGAAUCUGAUGAACCAGGGGGCUUCUGGAGUAAAGGAGUACAUUCAGGGGAAAGAGAGCAAGCAUUGCUUUGUGCACGUGGAGAAAGGAUCCUACUUCAGUGGUGCUGGAAUGGCCCAGUUCAACAUUGACUACAAUGUUGGUGGUCAGUGGAGAGUAGAUGUGGUGAUGAGCAUUCGACCGUCCAGUAGCACAGGCGUUGUCUUCGCCCUCGUCAGCAACGACGCCGUCCCUCUCUCUGUCUCUGUGCUAACUCAAGAACCAAACGAUGCGUACCUGCAGGUGUUUUUAGACAACAUUCCUGUUGUGAAGCUCGAGUCAUUGAUGCUGUGUUACCCAGAACGCUUAGAAGUGGAGAUGCAUGUGUCUGCUCAUGACCUCCAGAUCUCGGCGAACUCCUCCACUGUGUCCUACACUAAGACCGAAGCUCUCAGACAGGCUUUAACCAAGCUCAAUGCCACCAUGCAGCAACCAGUCUUUACUUAUAUUGGAGGACUGCCAGAUCUCCCCCUGUCCUCCAUGCCGGUCUCAGCUUACUACCACGGCUGCAUGGAGAUCCGUGUGAAUAAUCAGCUGCUUGACUUUGAUGAAGCCGUCAGCAAGCACAACAGCAUCAAAUCUCACUCCUGUCCCCCAGUUUCCCCUCCAGAGAGCAUCUCCUCCCACUAAUCAGGAAGUGAAGUCUAUGAUGCUGUUAUUAUUAUUGCUCUGUGUCCUGUUGUAGAUACUUAUUAGAAUAUGCUGAGUGAGAGAGACAGGGUAAGACACAGAAUGGUGGGACUGUGGUGCUAGUUAUAGAUUUUCCUACACCUCCACUAAACCACACGAACCAUUGAGUAUUCUGUUACAAACACUGUUGUACUGAAACUACAGAGGACAUUCUUAUUUGUACAUUCCUACUUUAUUGUAAACACAUAGCUUAUGAAGGAGAGCUUUGAUUGGUUUUAAAAUAUGUACUCAAAUUGUAUUCAGUAAGAUUUAUGAGUAUGAUCUAUUAGGCUCAUGCAGUUUUAAUUCGACAUGAAUGAUGUGCUUGUCAUGGGACAAAUAGGUUUUCCAUGUAAAAAAAAAAAAAAAGAUUUUUUAAAUUUUAUGUUUAGUUUUUUUUUUUUGUUGUCGGAAUUUUAAGAUAGAGAGGUUGUUAAAUGUAAUAAAAAAAUGGCAAUAAUUCAACUGUUAAUGAGUUUUAAUUUAAAAAAAAUACUUGUAGAUGUCUUUAUUUGCACUCGGGGUGAUGAAGAAACAUCUGUACGCCUUCCUGCACCACAGAAUGACUACUUUUGUCAUGGUAUAUUUAAGGAAGAAGACACAAUGGGGCAUGCUGUUAUAGGAAAACAAUCAACAAAGGGUUGGUGUGAUGUGGCCCGACAGGAAGUGGCGUUACUGUUAUCACCCCAAAGUUGAUUAUUUUCAAUACCAGCACAUUCUAAAGUGUUUUAUUCCCCCUAUACUACAGAAAUUUACCAAAUCAAACAAUUAUUUAUUAUGCCUGGCCACUAGGUGGUGGAGACAUUAUGUUUUCAGGGUGUCUGUGCGUCUGUUCGUCUGAGAUUCUCUUUAGUACAAUAUCUCAAGAAUGAGUGGGUGAAUGUUGUAGGAUUUAUAUGGAAUUGUCAUUGUAACCAGCAGAUGAGCUAAACAUGGUCAAGAUCACAGCGACGUCAAAUGUCUAGACUUGGUGGUGGAGGCUUCCCAGCAGACACCACUGGUGUUGAAUUCUACUUGUUUAUUCAUUAAAGAACAAUGUGUUAAACUUUUCUUAUCUACAAUAUGUAUAGUAACAUUUAAUGAUGUGGAAUGUCCAUGUAACAACUUAGUUCCUGUUAUCACUUACUUUAUAGCAGCUAUAAACAAUUGUUCCUCCACAAGCCU
Molecule: messenger RNA, 3473 nt
Organism: Pangasianodon hypophthalmus (striped catfish)
Lineage: Eukaryota; Metazoa; Chordata; Actinopteri; Siluriformes; Pangasiidae
Gene: pros1
Product: protein S
Exons: 14
Coding region: 243-2270 (675 amino acids)
Cellular component (GO): extracellular region
Molecular function (GO): calcium ion binding
Source: RefSeq, a predicted model, not a curated record